AUGAUCAUUAGUAAGGUUUUGCGCUGUAAGAAUCUUACCCACUUGUACGGUUUGAAGGAUUCAUCGUUUCCUUGUUAUCUCCGUUUUUCACCUCUUGUUCAUUUAUCUACUGUAUCCAACUCUACGGUUUCCGACUAUUUGCUGCACAAACACCAUUUCUCUCCCGAAGCGGCUUCGCGAGUAGCCUCUUCCCUGACUCGCCUGAGAGACCCCGAAAAGUCCGAUUCAAUCCUCUCAUUCCUUAAGGAAUUGGGCUUUUCCAAAACCCUAGUGGAAAAAAUCGUGACAUCGAUGCCCGUAUUGCUUUCCGCGGAUCUCGAGAAGACAAUCAAGCCCAAAAUCAAGAUUUUGCAAGACCUGGACUUCUCCUUGGAUGACAUAGCCAACAUCUUCUCUCACGACCCGUGGAUCUUCCGGUCGAACGUGAACUAUCUAGAGCCCAAUGUCAAGAUCUUGAAAAGCUGUGGUGUGGGCAUGGAGCAGAUCAUUUGGUUUGCGCGUUAUUUCCGCAGGUUCGUUUUUUGUAAUCCCGAGCACAUGAAGAAAUUAGUGGAUAAAGUGAACGAGAUGGGAGUUAGUACGAAUUCCAGAAUAUUUAUACACGCUGUGAGGGUUAUGAGCUCCAUGAACGACUCAACUUGGGAACAAAAGCUGAGAAUUUUCCGGGACAUGGGUUUUUCAGAUGAAGAGAUAUUAGCGGCGUUUAGACAAGCGCCUCUGGUGUUUGGGGUUUCUGGGGAGAAAAUAAAUGAGGUGAGGGAGGUUGUUCUUGCGACCGGCAAGUACGAGCUUUCGUGCAUCCUUAAAAAUCCAAUAGCAUUUAUGUACAGCGUCGAGAAUAGGUAUAAGCCUAGGUUUAAGGUUUUGGGGGUUCUAGAGAGAGAGAAUUUGAUCGAAAGCUGGCCUAAUUUCGCGACUCUGUGUAGGCUGUCGGAUAGGAAGUUCUAUGACAAGUUUGUUGGACCUUAUUUGGACAAAGUUGGGUGCGUUUAUGAGGUUAAGAGUAGUGUUAGUGGGGACAAGAGGUGA
Molecule: messenger RNA, 1029 nt
Organism: Striga hermonthica
Lineage: Eukaryota; Viridiplantae; Streptophyta; Magnoliopsida; Lamiales; Orobanchaceae
Source: the annotation of a GenBank genome assembly